ACGGAUCACGCCGAAACCAACCGGGUAGUACGCUUCUUGGCCUCUUUGAAGAAGGAGACCAAGAUCUGCUCUGACGAUAUCAUCCGGACUUUUAUAUCGCGCCGGGUGCUUCCUUUGAAGCGCCGCGUGCAUAGGAUGAGCGAGAUGUACGGCCCCGGCGAUCCUACCAAGAUCACAAGCCGUCCUCUUAGCAAGAAGGAUGUUGUUCGCAAGGCCAAGCAGAUUUGCCAAACUGCUAUGCCGUUUGAUUGGGAAUGGGGCUUGCUUCCCCUCAGCACUACUAACCCUCCGACCCAAGAAGCCAAGGACCGCUUCCCCCUCAUCCAAGCCGAGCGACGUGGGAUUCCGGUGAAGCGCGCCCUUGACUCCUUCGACCCAGAUCCCUACAUUUUUUGGAAGGAUCUGAAGAUGGGCAAGACCCCGGCUGCGCGCCUUGGCCGGGACCCGCCGGAGCCAACCGGGUCCUCCGAUGACCUGACCAUGCUCGAGGUAUUUCCUUUUCCGGUUUCUUGUACUUUACCGUCAUUGCUUCGUUGCGAGUUGCCUCUUAACCAUUUUUUACUCAUAGAUCCAUGA
Messenger RNA from Lolium perenne, 576 nucleotides. NCBI's taxonomy places the organism in Eukaryota, Viridiplantae, Streptophyta, Magnoliopsida, Poales, Poaceae. The record is from RefSeq and is a predicted model, not a curated record.